GGUGGCAGGACACAGUGCAUCCAGGAAGUCUGCCCUAUUCUUUCAUGUCCCCAGCACCUCAGUCACAUACCUGCUGGCUGCCCCAAAUGCUUAGGACAGAGGAAAGUGUUUGACCUCCCAUUUGGAAGCUGCCUCUUUCACAGCAACGUGUAUGAUAAUGGGUCCACAUUUAUGUAUGACAACUGCACAAUAUGUACAUGCAAGGAUUCAACAGUAAUAUGUAAGAAGAGGUGCUUACUUCCUGGCGAAUGCAGUAAAGACAAAGACCACUGCUGCAAGGAAUGUGUCUCGUAUAUCUCUCCUGAAGAAGUGAAAGUGUGCAAGUUCGGCAAUAAGAUCUUCCAGGAUGGAGAGAUGUGGUCCUCUGUGAACUGCACCAUCUGUGCUUGUGUGAAAGGCAAGACAGAGUGUCGCAAGAAACAAUGCAUUCCAGUCAGCAGCUGUCCUCAUGGUAAAAUCCUGAACAGAAAAGGAUGCUGUCCUAUUUGCACUGAAAAGCCUGGAGUUUGCACUGUAUUUGGAGACCCUCACUACAACACUUUUGAUGGACGGACAUUUAACUUUCAGGGAACAUGUCAGUACGUUUUGACGAAAGACUGCUCCUCCUCUGCCUCGCCCUUUCAGGUGCUGGUAAAAAACGAUGCCCGUCGGACCCGUUCUUUCUCCUGGACAAAGUCAGUGGACCUUGUGCUGGGCAGAAACACUAUCAGCCUCCAGCAGCACCUCACAGUGAAGUGGAAUGGGACCCGAAUCUCACUACCUUGCAAGACACCACAAUUUCAGAUCGAUUUGGAUGGUUAUUUGCUGAAAGUGACAACCAAAGCAGGCUUGGAAAUCUCAUGGGAUGGAGACAGUUUUGUGGAAGUCAUGGCUGCACCGCAUCUGAAAGGCAAACUCUGUGGUCUGUGUGGCAAUUACAAUGGGCACAAACGAGACGACCUGAUUGGGGGGGAUGGGAAUUUUAAGUUUGAUGUGGAUGACUUUGCCGAAUCCUGGCGUGUGGAGUCCAAUGAAUUCUGCAGUCGCCCACAGAGAAAACCUGUACCUGAGCUCUGUCAUGGGACAGUCAGGGUGAAACUCCGAGCUCACCGGGAAUGCCAGAAACUCAAAGCGUGGGAGUUUCAGAGCUGUCAUUCAACAGUGGAUUAUACCACAUUUUACCGGUCCUGUGUGACAGACAUGUGCGAGUGUCCAGUCCAUAAAAACUGCUACUGUGAAUCAUUCCUGGCGUACGCCCGAGCCUGUCAGAGGGAAGGGGUGAAAGUCCAGUGGGUGCCUGAACACAACUGUGCAGCAACUCAGUGUAAACACGGUGCAGUUUAUGAUACCUGUGGUCCAGGAUGUGUCAAAACAUGUGACAACUGGAACGAGAUUGGGCCAUGCAACAAACCCUGCAUUGCAGGGUGCCACUGUCCAGCAAAUUUAGUUCUUCACAAAGGAAGAUGCAUCAAGCCAGUCCUGUGCCCACAGCGAUGACAUUAGUUCUCCUUCCGCGGACACUAAUGCGGGUGGUCACUGACCCCAUUGAUGCUCACAGCCAGUGAAGGACUCCAGCUGUUUGUGUGUAGAUUCUGCAAAGAACACAUCUACUCACAGAGUGUAAAUAUGCUCCUGUGUGUGUAUUAUGUCUCUUUAUGUAUACACACAUGGCACCUAGAAAGAUAUAUAAAUGUAUACUGUGUGUAUGCAGAUACACAUAUCCAUACACAAGUGCCCUAAACGUAAGAACAACCCAUAUAUUUAUAUAUAUGUCCACACACAAAUAUACAUAAUUUCUAUAUAUCAUAAAAGGAUGAAUUAUAAUAUGUAUAUUUUUUGCUAUAAAGUUUAUGUAUUAUUAUUUCUAGGACCCUGAUCUGUAAGUCAUUGUAUAAAUAAACCAGGUGUUUUUAAUAUAAUAUAGUGGCAUGAAAAGAUUGGAUGACUUUGCCAUUGCAUAAGUUUGUCGUUUCCAAGGAAACUUUUCUAGGGCCAAGGACUGCCAGACUGGAUUAGUUUCAACACAGAACCUGGAUUUACAGUUGUACAGGAAACACAUUUCUCUGGAGAUGGAGGAUUUAUCUAGGAAUAUUUCAUGCGUACCUUAGAGCUGCAUAGUGAUUGGUGACAGUGCUUAAUCAGGCAGAGAAAGCAGGGGAUUGGCUUUUAUGCAUUACUGAAAUAACUGUGCAAAAUGAUUUCCAAAGCUGGUUGGACAGCUGCCAGCAUAGAGAUAUUUCUUUCUGGAAUGGCA
Molecule: messenger RNA, 2233 nt
Organism: Acanthisitta chloris (rifleman)
Lineage: Eukaryota; Metazoa; Chordata; Aves; Passeriformes; Acanthisittidae
Product: BMP-binding endothelial regulator protein-like
Molecular function (GO): protein binding
Source: RefSeq, a predicted model, not a curated record